Mytilinidion resinicola is the source of this 1626-nucleotide messenger RNA. Its product is annotated as DHS-like NAD/FAD-binding domain-containing protein. Gene Ontology annotation, molecular function: magnesium ion binding; carboxy-lyase activity; thiamine pyrophosphate binding. Bases 120 to 1460 code for a protein of 446 amino acids. The record is from RefSeq and is a predicted model, not a curated record. The transcript is spliced from 9 exons. Lineage: Eukaryota; Fungi; Ascomycota; Dothideomycetes; Mytilinidiales; Mytilinidiaceae.
AGUACUGCGAGUUCGUUCCAGUGGUGCAUAUCGUCGGGUACCCGACCGUCGCGGCGCAGCGCAGCCAGGCGAUCAUGCAUCAUUCGCUCGGGGAUGGGCGUUUUGACAUGUAUGAGAACAUGGCGAAGCACAUCACCGCCGCUACGACUGUGAUUACGAACCCGCCGACUGCGGCGGCUGAGAUUGAUAGGGUGUUGAAUAUGAUGAUGCGGGAAUCGAGGCCGGUGUAUGUUGGCCUUUCGGUGGAUAUCGCGUAUGAGAUGAUCUCCAGCGCGCCGUUGGCCAGUCCGAUCACGACGUCUCUGCUGCAGAAUAAUCCGGAGCUAGAGAGAAAGGUGAUCGCUGAGAUCUUAUCGAAAAUCGAGAGGGCAGCUGAGCCUAUUAUCAUUGUUGACGGAGGAGCUGUGCGACACCAAGUGCUUUCCGAAGUCAACGAGCUCGUCGAACUCACCUCAUUCCCAACCUUCGUCACGGCGAUGGGUAAGAGCGGUGUGAAUGAGGAACUCCCGAACUUUGGUGGAGUCUACGGUGGAGCGGGAACGCAUCCUGGUGUAAAAGAGGCCAUUGAGAGCUCUGAUGCGGUAUUAUGGAUCGGGAACUUUCCGUCUGACUUUAACACGGGCGAGUUUACGACCGACGUCAAAGAAGAGAUCACUAUAGACUUCCAGCGAUUCUCGGUAAAAGUUGGCGAAGUCAAGUACAACGUAGCUAUGAAAUAUGUACUUGGAAGCCUCAUCAAAGAACUACGACAAAAGUCGGUUUCAAAGUCUCCGAGAAACGUCACAUGGAAUCCGUUCCCUGUCAAAACCUUCUCCGACAGUGUUGAGCUCAAGCAGGAAUUUCUCUGGCCGUCUUUGGGUUCAUUCUUCCGCCCUGGCGACAUCGUCAUCGGCGAGACAGGCACUUCUGCCUUCGGUCUCUGCGAUUCCAAACUUCCCAAAGGUGUCAUGAUGUUCAAUCAAACCGUCUACGGCAGUAUCGGCUACGCGACUGGAUCGAUUGUGGGAGUUGGCCAGUCGAUCAAAGAGAGUGGCGGCAAAUGGAAAAGACCAAUCCUGGUCACCGGAGAGGGCAGCAUGCAUCUAACCGUCCAGGCCAUCGCGGACAUGCUGCGCUGGGAUUUAAGGCCAAUCAUUUUUGUCUUGAAUAACGGAGGUUAUACUAUCGAGCGCCUCAUCCACGGCAAAGACGCCUCCUAUAAUGAGGUCGCAAUCUACGAUUACAGCGCUCUGGCCAAAGCGCUUGGUCCGGCGCAUCCGGCGAAGUAUCAUGGACCCGUCAAGACAUGUGGUGAUCUGACCAAGCUCUUGAAAGAACCCGGAUUCGGUGAUGCUGGUUGCUUUGAGCUUGUUGAGUUGGUUUUGGGCCGACUGGAUGCACCGGGGUCAGUCAUCAAGACUGGUGCGGCUAUCGAUGAGUUUAACAAGGCGAAGGUGCAGAAGACUGUGCCAGGCGGCUAAGAGAAAGAUCCUGGUGCAACUUUUUGUUUCCAAGACUAUCGUAGCUAUUACCUUAUAUUCGACCAUGAAUAUCUUGGUCCGUUCCCACAGAAUAAAACCUCAAUGACGGCCGAUACCAUUUGCCUCUGUGAAGCCGAGAUCUGUGGUGCUAGGAGUGACAAGACCC